AAAGAGAAAGAACACUUCGAGGAGAAUCAUGCGCAAAUAAACUGUGUUCAGUGCGGACAAAAAACAACGAGAAGUGAAGAAGGCAAUCAUUUGGCUUACGAGUGUGGAAAGCGACCAAUUACUUGCCAUUAUUGUGAACUGAGGCUACCCAGAGAAAGAAUGUCAGAGCACCAGGAAUUCUGCGGAACCAGAACGGAAUUCUGCCAAACCAGAACGGAAUUCUGCCACAAGUGUAGUCGAUAUGUCUUAGUUAGGGACUUUAUAGACCAUGAUAGCGCAUGCGACGGGGGAAUGAACGAUCGGCAACACGAUUUGCCUAUGUCUUUGCCUUGUGAAUUCUGUGGAUCGCUGAUUCAGCAAGAUGAACUUGAUGCUCAUCAACGUGAAUGCCAGCGUCUGGAGGAAACAGAAGGUGCUCAAAUCCCUCUCGUUGUAGAAGAUAGCGAUGGUGUGUUUCGUGAAAUGGUACGAACGCCUGACAAUUUCACAAGCUCGAACUCGCAUGACAAUCAGUUUAAACGGAAAGUGAAGACAACAGCAUCGUUGCUCUGCCUUGUGAAAUCUGUGGCGAACUGUGUCCACCUGAUAAAUUGAUGGAACACCAGGAACAAUGUAUCCAAUUGGGAGAGAAGGCGUUCAUCGUUCUGGUUCAGCUUCCGAAAAGAACGUUUGUUCAUAAGCGAUCUUAAUCACUUCCAGUUCUCGAGACUCCAUCAGGAUCGGUUGAACAACGGGAGAGGAGAUGACCCCUUCCCUUUUGCGAAUUUUACAAUGGAAGGAGCCCCUUAUGAUCUCAUAGCAAACAUUUUCCGCGACCUGGUUAGACAGCUAGUUAUUAUACUUCCCUUUUAUAACCGAAAAUUUGUUUGAGGUGGGUUUCGGAGCUUCUAAAAUAUUUAACUAAGUACUAUUGCUUGGUUGUAUUUGAAUAAAAGCUGUAAAGGUCAAACCUUGACGCGUUCACCGCUUCUGUGUCUGUAGUUACUUUAAGAGGCGAUAAAGAAAUAAACCUCAGCAGACAUAAUCGACAUUUUGUCGAUUGAUAGGUUUAUUUUGUUAAUAAGUAAUUGCGUUUGCGUAUCUGUCCGUAAUUUGAGCAGCGUGUUGGCCUGGCUGACCGCAGAGAUUGUAUAUACUUCCGAUCAAUUAAAUAUACACACGUUGUGAUGAGAUACUGCUUGUUAUAGAUUAAGAUAGUCACGCCAUGGCCCAAUGCCUAAGUACAACUCAAAAUAUGAAUGAAUGACUUCUGGAAUUUAACGAAGAAUAAAACGACGCUGAGCUUUGUUUUAAAACUUCCGGUGUUCCUUUGUUUUAAAACUUCCGAUGUUCCUUUGUUUAUUUUCGCGCCAUUUCCUCGCUCUGUUUCCUGUUACAUGUGCUAUAAUCUUUUUAACCUAAAGAUUUAAAUGCCUGCCAACAAAAACUUUCCUGUUCAUCUUCAAGCACCGGUCUUUGUCCCAAUAGAGUCUGCUAAAAAAUUACAACUCCUUCCACUAACACGAUGGUGUGUUACGUGAAAUGGUACGAACGCUCACAAGCUCUGACUCGCAUGACAGUAUCGAAACCGAAAGUGAAGACAACAGCAUUGUUGCUCUACCUUGUGAAAUUUGUGACGAACUGUGUCCAUCUGAUAAAUUGAUGGAACACCAGGAACAAAGUAUCCAAGAGAGAGAA
This is a messenger RNA of Pocillopora meandrina, 1677 nucleotides long. NCBI's taxonomy places the organism in Eukaryota, Metazoa, Cnidaria, Anthozoa, Scleractinia, Pocilloporidae. The record is from the annotation of a GenBank genome assembly.